CGCACCACCCUGCGAGUUGCGACAGGGUUGUCGUUACUUCAGGCGGGUCGUCAACAACAACAUGGCGUUUACGAACGGUCGUGUUUCGGUGACGCCGCAUAGUAGCAUGGCGUGUUGGCAAAGGGACGCGUGGUGUUGUGUGUUUGCGUUUUUGUUCACUUUUGUCGUACUUCAGCAUGCGCCUUUCGCGUGCUGUGCCAGUGUUGGCGAUCAACAUGACAAUUUGAACAAUAACGUGGUUCCUGGCGGUGACAGCAAAUCAAGGCGUGUUGAGCAGCCGACUGUUGUGAAGCUAGCUGAAGAUCCUGCAUGUGCUAGUGAAUUGCAGCAUCUGUGCUCCCCUAGCCAAUUGAAAAACAAUUUUAAUGUCUUGGACUGCGUUCAGAACGCCCAUCGAAAAGAAGAUGAAGGGCUGUCUAACGCUUGCCAUCACUUACUCUGGAAAUAUCGACGUGAUAUCACUCAAGACAACCGGUUCAAUGAUGCAGCAUCAAAGUUUUGCAAACGACUGAUGGAAAUGUUUCCUCAGUGUUUACCAGGUGAUAAGGGCCAGCUUCUGGCCUGCCUUAUAGACCACAGUGAGAAUGCAACAGAACCGGAGUGCCACACAUUCUUGGAGCGCAUGCAGUCAGUGGUCUUCUCGGACUACCGGCUUGUGUACAAAUUUACGGAUGCUUGUGACUCAGACAUUGAUCGCUUCACUUGUGGCCGGAUACCAAAGAUUUCUGAUGAGCGCCACUCUCAGGGAGCAACACUUGAGUGCCUAUCACGUGUAAUUAACCAGCUUCAAGAUAAUUGUCGUCGGGAGUUAUUGCACUUGGCCAGACUUCAAGGGGAGGAUUUUCAUUUGGAUCGGCCCCUCUUCUUUGCGUGUCAGGAAGACAGAGACCGCCUGUGUCCUCACGUGGCAUCAGGGGAAGGUCGCAUCUAUCGUUGCCUUCUGCGCCACCGCUCCAGCAGAGAAAUGAGUGAACAGUGCCGUGAGAAGCUGGUCCAGAGGGAGCAGCUGACGAUGCAGGACUUCCGGGUGAGCCAAGGUCUGAGUGGAGCAUGCCUGCAGGACAUCCGCAUGUAUCGCUGUCGUGAAAAGACCUCAAAUCGCCGGGAGUUCCGCUUGGCCCAGAUCCUCCUUUGCCUUGAGAAUGCAAUGCACAAAGACUAUCCAGUGGGAGCUGAAUGCCAACAGGAAAUGUUGGAGCACCGUCGCUUCCUUCUUGAGAACUACCAACUCACACCAGACUUGGCAUCAUCAUGUGAGCAGGAUAUUGCAACCUUCUGCCGGCGGCGUCUUGAGCCCAAUGGCAAGACCCUCCACUGCCUUAUGAGGCAUGCAAGACCUUCAGCUCAAGGCAGCCAGCGUCUCUCAGACCAGUGCCGUCGACAGGUGGAGCACGUGCUGAAGGUUUCUGGUGCUGGAGAAGAUUGGCGAGUGGACCCUGUUCUCCAAGAAGCCUGCCAAUCCACUGCUUCACACCUCUGUCAGGAUGUCAAGCCAGGGCGGGGAAGGAUGCUGUCAUGCCUAAUGGACCAAGUGAGCAACAUUGCCAUGAAGGACACCUGCCGAGAAGCCUUGUUGCAGAUCCAAUAUUUUGUUGCACGUGACUUCAAAUUGGACCCUGUCUUGUACAAGGAGUGCAGGGCAGAUGCAGUGACAUACUGCAAAGCCAAGAAGGAAUGGCAUGAUGACCCUACCCGCAUGGACCCAGAAAGAGGCCCAAUAGUGCUUCCUUGUUUGUACCGUUACGCAUACCAUCCAGAUGACAGCGUUCGGCUUUCAAAGCAAUGCCUUUAUGAAAUUCGAAGAGUAAUGCGACAACGAGCUGUCUCCAUCGAUCUCCAUCCUGAAAUUGAGGAGCCGUGCAUGCCUGACCUAGCUGGCAUGUGCAGUGACCAUCUGGGACGCGGGGAGGAGAUGCAGUGCCUUCAGGACAAUCUGGAAAAACUGAGCCGGGAUUGCCGGGCAGCAGUGGCCAACUACACUGAGGAAGAAGCUGAGCAUCUGGAGCUGAACUAUCCACUCUACCACAGCUGCCAGGCUGUGCUGAAGGACCUGUGCAGUGACUUACUUUCUAAGGAUGUUGAUCAGGGAGACCUUCUUGGCUGUCUGGUUCAACAUAAAAAUGACUUUCGCAUGAAAGAGGACCAACGCUGCAGGGCUGCUCUCGAGCACUUCCAGCUGAUUUCACUGAAAGACUACAAAUUCAGCUAUGCCUUUAAGGAAGCCUGCCGGAAGGACGCUCAGACAUACUGUGGGAACUCAAAGUCUGGUGCUGAUGUUGUGAGCUGUCUUAGCAAGUUGGUGCUGGAUGAUGUCACAGAUGAGAAGACACCACGAGUCUCUUCACGUUGCAGGCAGCAGCUGCGUGCAGAACUUUUCCAAAGGGAAGAAAAUAUCAAGCUAGAUCCAAAACUGGAUGCUGCUUGUGUCUCUGACCAACGUAAUCUGUGUGGCAAUGUUCAUCCUGGUGAAGGCGCAAUGCUCGAGUGCCUCAAGGAACAUAAGAAUAAGCUAACUCGAGAAUGCCACAUUGCAAUAUUCCAGCGAGAACGUUUAGAAGCAGAAAGUGUGGGUUUGGACUACAGUCUCACAUUGGCAUGCAAGUCCGCAUUGCGCCAAUUCUGCCCAGAGGUCGAACCCACCCGUGCUCUUCACUGCCUGGCAGACCAUCGGAAAGAACCAACAAUGGAUGUUCGGUGCCGCACUAUGGUGCAGCGCCGCCUGGUGGAACAAAACACAGACUACAGGCUCAAUUCCCAGUUACAGCAUGCCUGUCGCAUGGACAUUGCCAAGUUCUGCUCAGCCCUUGUGCUUGACAAAGCAGCAGAAAGCACAGAGCUCCAGGGAAAGGUCAUUCAGUGCCUCAAGGCACAAUUUGUUCGGCAUCAGCUGACAAAAACGUGCGAGCCUGUGGUGAUGGGCAUAGUGCGUGAUGCAGCACUUGACUAUCAGCUAGAUCCUGUCUUGGCAAGAGCCUGUUCUUCUGAGAUUCAGAGUUCUUGCAAGGAUGACCGUGACAUAGAGGAAUGCUUAAAAUCGCACUUUCAAAACCGUGACAUCAAAAAUCCAGACUGUAAAAAGGAAGUUGCUCGUCUCAUACAUGAAGGCAAGGCUGACGUUCAGGCCGAUCCUAUUCUGUAUAAAGCAUGUUUGCAUGACAUCAAGCAUUUCUGCCAUGAUCUCACACCUGGCCAGGGCCACUUGCUUUCCUGCCUUCUGACGGGUUUAGAGUCGGAUACAAUUGCCUUGACAGAGGAGUGUCGAACCCUGCUUUCAAAACGAGUGGAAAUGUUUGAAUAUGCCGCUCAGGUGGCCCCUGUGGAGUCCAUUCGAGAUGUAGUGCAACAAAUUGCCAACUCUCCUUCACGGAACUAUUUUGUAGUGGUUGCAAUGGGUGUAUUAGGCAUCAUCUUUGUAGGGGGAUUGUUUUGUGGCCGUGUCACCAAGAGACUUCCAGCAAACAUCAAGAACAAAUGACAUGUGCAAGUGGGGAAGCAAAAGGGCAACGAAGAGUGAAAAAAAAAAAGAAAAGGGUGCAGUCUGCCUGCUGAGAGACCAUACCAUAGCUCCACGUUACUGGAGUCACUGCAGCAUUGAAAUCCACCGUGAAGUUCACAUGCCUUAUCAAAGGCAAGCCAAAGUUUCACCCGUGAACACUGUUGGAGCUACCUUUGCGGCAAGAUUCAUUCAUGCAUGCUUAAUGGCAACAGCAUGAUGAGUUUUGUGAGAACAAAGGCCUUCCUACCCACUCCACCACUGUUGCCAUGUCAAACCUAGUUGUGUCACUCGUAUGAACAAUUGAUUGAGCACCACAAUGUCGACAUGCUAUGUUUAUGGUCUAUGAUUGUGUUGGUUGUCUUCUUCAGCACUUUUUUUUUUUCUUUAAUGUUGUCAUUUUGUGAAGUCGUAGAAAAUGAGUUAGCCUGCUUUGAAGGAGUGCUUGGUGGUCAGGAAUGUUUACAUGGUUUUAAAAUAUUUUUUUGUAAAUUUGUGCUUUGUAUAGAGUGAUACCAUCACUGAAGUAAUAUCUUACCCUGGUGGGCAUUCUACCAAAGCUGCAUUUUUAUCUUUUUUGUUCUUCUUGCUGUUGUGUUUAUUAUUGUCACUCGAUGUCUUCUGUUCGUUUGGUGUGUUUCCCCAAGUCAUCCUAGGGCACACUACAGAAGACCUCGGAAUCAGUGUGCAAUCAAUUUGUGCAUCACUUAUUUCUAAUAUCUCGCAAAUGCAGGAUGUUUAGCUUUGUUGAGCCAUCCUGCUUCACCUUUUUUUGUCACCAUCUUUUGUUGGUGUUUUUAUAUAUGUACAUGUUUACUGUAUACAUGUAUGUACAGCCUCCCGCAUUUCUAGCUAUAUCGCGCGAGCGUCCACCACGUGUCAUUUUAGCGCCUUUAAGUGGCAAUAAUCAGCAAGACCGGCAGAAGUACUCUCCUGUGCAAGAGUUGUCUCAUGCGAUGUUUCCUUCAGGACGACGUACGACCAUAUUAUAGUGUUCUUGCACGAUAUAGCUGAAAUGCAGGAGGCUGUACAUGUAUACUUUAUAUACUCUUAAUAUACACGUAUGUUGUGUGGCAAUCUUGCACAUAGUGCUGGAUAUUUAAUCAGUGUGGUAUCAUUUUUAUACUUUUUUUAACUUAAUGAAAUUUAAAAUCAGAAGUUCUAAAAACUAGAUUUCUUGCUACCUUAUGCAGAGUUUUUCUAACUGCUUUAUUAAACUUUUGGCUUCUUUUAGCUAACAUUUUGAACUCUUUUAUAGUUUAUAGUAUCUAUAUUUUCUUUGAUGCCUUGAAUUACGGCUGUAUUAGAGCUACAUAUUGAAUAAUUGGAAGACCAUGUCAACGUUUUUGUUGGUAUUACAUGUCACUUAAAUGGAACAGACUAGCAGCAAUAUUUCAUCUCUGAAAACUGUUUCAUGCUGUAAUCUAGUCUAGCAUUUUCAGCAUGUGCUACUGCACCCCUGUUAGAUGUAUUGCCGCAUUCAUUUAUUAGGCCUGGUUUAUGCUUUUCUGAAAAUUACAUCAUUAGGGGUAGGCAGUCAAGUCCUGUUUUUGUGCUUGGUAGCAACUUGUGGCAGAUAAAAUCUCUUUACUUUGCACGUGGUUGGAAAAAAGCUCUGGUCUAUAAAUAUGAGAUCAUUUGGUGAUAUAUUAAGACUAGUGCACAUCAUGGCCCGUCCAGUGCUACAUAACCAUUAGUAAUAGGCACAUUUUUGUAGCUUUUGCCAAAAGCUUGUCAUUGCUUUCUGCAAAAUCAAGGAGCUUCAUUGUUGUAAAUAACUUUGAACAAACUUAUUGUGAGUAAAUGCUUUGCAUGCCUUUAUUUUGGUGUGUGUGUGUGUGUGUGUGUGGCACUGUAUUAGUGCCUUAUUUGUUUGUUCUUAAGAACAUUUGCUUGCCUUUGUUUCAAGCUCCAUGACGCACUAAAAUUGACUCUUUGUGUCCACACCAUUCCUCUGAAUUUCUAUUAUGUUCUUGUCUGUCGUGCGCAAGCUCCUGUCAAAGGCACAUUCUGCAGCAAGUCUCUUGCCACGUUAAGUCCUUGAUUGUAAAAUGGGCACAUGGCUCUUCCAUAACACUUUUCUACCAAGUUUGUGAAAAAGACACAACAGCCUGUGAAAUUUGGAGAAUGUUACAUGGCAUGUUGUGAGCUGGUGUGCAUCAACUUUCACUGUUUCAAUUAAAGA
Dermacentor silvarum is the source of this 5678-nucleotide messenger RNA. RefSeq names its product Golgi apparatus protein 1 (gene Glg1). Gene Ontology annotation, molecular function: fibroblast growth factor binding. The coding region runs from base 62 to 3475 and encodes 1137 amino acids. The record is from RefSeq and is a predicted model, not a curated record. The transcript has 23 exons. NCBI's taxonomy places the organism in Eukaryota, Metazoa, Arthropoda, Arachnida, Ixodida, Ixodidae. Gene Ontology annotation, cellular component: Golgi membrane.